Molecule: messenger RNA, 1935 nt
Organism: Ophidiomyces ophidiicola
Lineage: Eukaryota; Fungi; Ascomycota; Eurotiomycetes; Onygenales; Onygenaceae
Exons: 3
Coding region: 1-1935 (644 amino acids)
Biological process (GO): arachidonate metabolic process
Cellular component (GO): membrane
Source: RefSeq, a predicted model, not a curated record
AUGGAGGAUGUCACAGCGACCGGUGUUCGUCGGAAAGACACUACGAAGGGUCCGCCGUUGCGCAUCCUGUGCCUUGAUGGCGGCGGCGUACGGGGAUAUUCAACGUUGAUCAUGCUGCAGGAAUUGAUGUAUCGAACUUACGUCGAGGCUGAGGGGAAAGCUCCGCGGCGUCAUCAAAUACCAAAACCAUGCGAUCACUUUGACCUCAUUGCCGGCUAUGGAACAGGCGGGCUUAUUGCUCUGAUGCUGGGCCGCUUGCGCCUGGACAUAGAGACAUGCAAGAACCUCUAUCCUCGGUUAACUAAAUAUGUCUUCGAGACUGACAAGACCAUUGCCGGUAUUCCAUAUCGAUCAACUCUAUUCAAGGCAUCAAGGCUAGAAGAUGCUAUCCGCCAAUGUGUUAGAGAACAUACAGUAUCAGAAUAUGAAGGAAACGAUGGCAGCCCAUCAUAUUCGUCGGGUGGUGAUUAUAACUAUAUGGGACCGCCCCUCACCUCACCAUCAACUACCAGCCUUGCGUUCAGCGGAGGGGGACGACGAUUAAGCAGAUCAAACUCCAACCUGAGCCGCACGACGAGUACUACCAGCGUGAAUAGGGCGUCCUUGCAAGCAAGCCCGCCGGGGCCAAGGAGGUGGGGGAAUCCCAAUGCCCAACUCUAUGACAAUAGGGAGAACAGGACGAAGACAGCGGUUACAGCAUACUUCAGAGGAACGCCUAAAAAUGUGCCCCCCAUGCUCCUACGUUCAUAUGAUUCGCGAAAAGAACCUGCACCUGACUUCAAUUGUACUGUAUGGCAAGCUGGCCGUGCUACAUGCGCCAUGCUACAUCAUUUCAAGCCUAUCCAGAUCGGCCAGCAGAUGUUUCUGGAUGAAGGAGGAGGGAAGUUCAAUCCCUCUCCUCAGAUUUUGGAUGAAGCAACCGUCAAUGAAUGGCCCGGCAGAGAAGUUGGUGUUUUUAUCAGUAUAGGCACCGGAAAGCGGCCUUCCAGCGCGCGCAAUAUCAAACAUGAAUGGUGGGAGGAUGUCUUUGCUGAUUCUCUGGGUCAAUUUGCAGAGGCCCGGAGAAAUCUUAUUGCCAAAAUCGAAGGAUGUGAAACGACACAUAAAUACAUGUUGAAAGAGCAUCUUGCAAAAAGAAACGUGCCAAGGGAAAACUACUAUCGCCUUAACGUUGAAGUUGGUGUUGGAGAGUACGGCAUGAAUGAAUGGACUCGUCUGGCCGAAAUCAGCACCAAUACGCGCCUAUAUCUGGCGAGGAGUGAAGUUCAAAGGAUGACCCAGGACUCGGCCAUGAAAAUGGCCAAAAUCCACCGGAUACAUCGCCGCAUGCAGGCCCACGAAGCCGCAAUUGCUGACGCUGAAGCCCGUGAGGCCAAUCUCAUGACACGGCCACCACCUCCACCACCAGGAAGCAACCAGCGUCCUCCUGUUCCAACUUCCGCUCCUCCACCAGUUCCUCAGUCAGCCACAGGUCACAGGCCGUCAAGCUCUCAGCAAUUCAAACCCUUGCCCUCGCAACCAAUCUUUGAAUUACCUGCCAUCGAAAUAUCGGCAGAUAAAUUCUCCAGUGAUUUCAGACCGCCUUCCCAGCAUUCCAGCAUUGGGAUCCCACCAACCGGCAGGCACAGCGCGAAAGCAAGCUCACAGUGUCUUCCAUACAAUUCUUCCCCGCGUGUGAGCUCCGAGCUGUCCGCGCAAGAGUCGCGCCCCCCCCUUCCGCCAAAGACGCCGCUGCCUGCAUCUAACUAUCUCGUGGACGAUACGAGCACCGUUAUCACGGAGAAUCUGGUACUGCCCAUGCCGUCGCCUACGCAGAAUGGUAGCCGGCCCGCUGUCGCAAGCUCGAAUAAAUGGAAAUUGCCAUAUCCAGAUGACGUGCCGCCGCCUCCGGUUAAUAAGUCGCGAAAGCCAACGUCUAAUAAUGCCCGUGUUUAG